AUGUCGCGAUCAGUCCAACUUGCGAAAAAGCUCUCCUCAUUAUACCCAUGGGCUACCAACCCCAUGAUCAUCGGCGCCCCAAUGCGGGUCAUGUCCGGCCCAGCCCUGGCCGUCGCAGUUUCCCGCGCCGGCGGACUAGGCUUCAUCGGACCCGGUGCGAAAACACAAGAUAUGUUAGCAGAUCUCGAAGAAGCCUCGUCCCUGAUUGAGAAAGAAAAGACGCUCCGAGCUGCCACAACAUCAUCGCCAGCCCUCCCCGUCGGAGUGGGCUUCCAGCUCUGGAGCGACGAUAUCGACACUGCAGUAUCUGCGAUUCAAAAGUUCAAGCCGUGCGCUGCAUGGCUGUACGCUCCACGAAAAGGGCAAAUCGACUUAGAUCAGUGGUCGCGCCGGAUCCGCAACGUCUCACCGCGCACCCAGAUCUGGGUCCAGAUCGGCACCAUAGCCGAAGCGCAAGGGCUAAUUGGGAGCUCUGAGCAUCCAGAUGUGAUUGUUGUUCAGGGCGCUGAGGCCGGCGGCCACGGACGCUGCAAGGACGGCCUGGGACUCAUCUCGCUGCUUCCCGAAGUGUCAGACGCUCUAGCGAAGAAAGGGUCACAGAUCCCUUUGGUCGCCGCUGGAGGAAUCGCAGAUGGACGAGGUGCAACGGCAGCGUUUUGUCUGGGGGCGUCUGGGAUUGCGAUGGGGACGCGGUUCCUCGCUGCGACAGAAGCGCGAAUUUCUCGUGGAUAUCAGCAGGAAGUUGUGCGUGCCAGCGACGGCGCGGUAUCGACGACUCGCACGUUGCUGUAUAACCAUCUCCGGGGUACUUAUGGAUGGCCUGAGGAAUAUAGUCCGCGGACGAUCAUUAACCAGUCUUUUAUCGAGCAUCAGGCGGGGAAGGCGUUUGAGGAGCUUAAGGAGCUCCAUGAUCAAGCUCUUAAUAUAGGGGAUUCUGGUUGGGGGCCGGAGGGGAGGCUUGCGACGUAUGCGGGGGCGUCUAUUGGGUUGAUUCAUGGCGUGCUGGAUGCUGGGACUAUUGUCACUGAUAUUCGGAGGUAUAUUGCGGAGGAGACUGGUUCUUCGAAGAAGGAGCCGAAGCUGUAG
Messenger RNA from Aspergillus chevalieri, 1086 nucleotides. RefSeq names its product nitronate monooxygenase. Lineage: Eukaryota; Fungi; Ascomycota; Eurotiomycetes; Eurotiales; Aspergillaceae. Gene Ontology annotation, molecular function: nitronate monooxygenase activity. The transcript has a single exon. Bases 1 to 1086 code for a protein of 361 amino acids. The record is from RefSeq and is a predicted model, not a curated record.